AUGAUCAAUUUUCUGCACCAGCGAUAUUUUCCUCGACUUGCCUGGGCGAAAUUGACAUUGAAUCCGCGCAAGACGGCAUUUUUCGUUGACCGGACCAAGAUUCUUGGCCAUGAGUGUUCAAUUACUGGAAUUCGACCAUCUGCGGAUAAAAUUGCGGCAAUUGCGAACUGGACCAGGCCCGUAAACGAGCCCGAGUUGAUGCGGUUUAUUUAUGUGCUUCCAUUCCUUCGCACAUACAUCCCCGGCCGUACGGACCUUGUUCGGAUUCUGAAGAGUGCAGUCAUAUCUGUGGGAAAGGGUCAAAACCGGAGAGUGAUUGACUUCCAAUGGGGCAGAGACCAAGAGCGGGCAUUUCAGCGUAUCAAGUACCAUAUUGCUCGAGUGAAACUCACGGGAGGCGAUCCAACGAUCCAAUAUCACCUUGCCACGGAUGCAUCAGGACAAGGCUUGGGCGGCGUGUUGUUCCAAAUCGCUGACGUUCCUGUCGGAACCCGAGCAUCGCGGGAGACAUCUUCAAAGGAACAGACAGUCAUGUAUAUGUCCUACGCUCUUACAGAUCCAGAGACUCGUUAUCAUACGACAGAGAAAGAAGCCCUGGCAGUCCUCAAGUGCUUGGAAGAAUGUCGGUGGUUAGUUCAAGGAGUUGAGCAUCCGGUGAUCUUGUACACCGAUCAUUUGGCGCUGAAAACCGUGUUUGGAUCUACUUCAGAUGCGACUGGCCGAGUGGCGAGGUGGCUUAUGAGAAUCCAGGAGUAUGACCUGGAUAUUCAGCAUGUCAAGGGAUCAACCCAAGUGGUAGCGGAUGGUUUGUCUCGGCUGCCAACCUGGAGAGCACCCGAUACUGGAGAUGAGGACCCAUUUUCCUUACCAGCUCUGACCCUCAGAAUGCGACCGGAGAAUUCCCUGGAGCUUCAGUGGAAAGCCUUCCCUGUCCUGCAAGAGAUGGAUCGUGGCCUCUUCCGCAGAUAUGAGGAAGAUGAAUGGUGGGGAGAAGUUGUGGACAAACUCCUGCGAGGGGAUACGGACCAGGUUGCAAAAUAUCAUCUUGUUUGUCUCGAUGGCGUGGGCAUCCUUAUGUACCAUGAGCGUCGAGGCCAAUAUGCGCGUUGUGUUCAAAAGUGGGAACUCCGAAAUGUUUUACAAGAACUACAUGAUAUCUGUGGGCAUUUUGCAACCCGAAUCACACUGGGCCGAGCUGUGGGCAAAUAUUUUUGGCCGACGAGGUAUGAGGAUAUUCGAGCUUACUGCCGGAGUUGUCACAGUUGCCAACUCAUUGGCCCGAACCUUCCGGCAGAACGACCCCAUGCAAUCGCAAUAUCGGAACCCAUGCAAUUAUUCUUCAUCGAUUACCUAGGACCGUUCACACCAGUCUCAGACAAUGGUUUCAAAUAUAUUCUCAUCGGAGGGGAAUACAUGAGUCGGUACACGAUCGCAAUGCCAACGAUGGAAGCCAAAGCAAUAACGACAUGGCACUUCAUGUGUGAUCAUGUGGCAAGUUUCUUGGGGUGGCCAGCAAUCAUUUAUUCCGACAAUGGUGACCAUUUUACUGGAUUUCAAUUUGCGGGCCAGCUUGGGCAGUUUGGGGUGAAGCAUAUCCCUGCACCGGUCCGGGCUCCAUGGAGUGUCGGAAUGGCUGAGCGUCUCGUCAAGAUGAUGCUGAAUAUCAUGAGGGCAGAAUCAGCUGGAGAUGUCCAAAUCAUCAGGAAAUGGGAUGAGUUUGUGGGACAAGCUGCUCAGGCUAUCAACACAAGGAAAUCCGGCGUUUAUGGGUACAGUCCCGCUGAGAUACUGCUCGGGUUCAAUCCGCAUUGUUUUGGACAACGUCAUACAGAGAACGAUUUGUUGCGUCAAGCCCUAGAGUCGGACAUUACGGAACGGGGUGACCCUGUUCCACAGGACCUCCAUCAAGCAAUGGAUAUUCAUUCUGAGACCCUCCAUGCUACCCGAGCGAAGAUCAAGAAAAUGCUCGAACAGCGCCAUGAGAAGGGUCAGGAAGAGGGCAAUAGACGAUAUUUCCGGGUUGACGACUUGGUUCUCUUGCGUCGGGUGAUGCUCGACCAAAUCAAGGGUCGCAAGCUCGAAAUCCGAUGGGAUGGGCCAUACCGUGUUGCAAGAGUCCUCGGGGGCCAACGAUCCGUCAUCUUGAAUGAUGUGACCACGGACUUGCGAAUAGGGAAAUAUCAUAUUGACCAUUUGAAACUCUUCGUGCCAAGGACGGAAAAUGUCCAGAGAGAAGCACAGGAGCUAGCGGAAUGGACAAGCCAUCAUAGGCGAUUCUGCCAGGAAGCUCUCGACCGUGAGCUGGCUCGCCGCUGA
Messenger RNA from Penicillium macrosclerotiorum, 2316 nucleotides. RefSeq lists its product as uncharacterized. Lineage: Eukaryota; Fungi; Ascomycota; Eurotiomycetes; Eurotiales; Aspergillaceae. Bases 1 to 2316 code for a protein of 771 amino acids. The record is from RefSeq and is a predicted model, not a curated record. Gene Ontology annotation, biological process: DNA integration. Gene Ontology annotation, molecular function: nucleic acid binding. The transcript has a single exon.